This is a messenger RNA of Corylus avellana, 1023 nucleotides long. RefSeq names its product fatty acid elongase 3-like. NCBI's taxonomy places the organism in Eukaryota, Viridiplantae, Streptophyta, Magnoliopsida, Fagales, Betulaceae. Gene Ontology annotation, molecular function: fatty acid elongase activity. Gene Ontology annotation, cellular component: endoplasmic reticulum membrane. The record is from RefSeq and is a predicted model, not a curated record. Gene Ontology annotation, biological process: fatty acid elongation, polyunsaturated fatty acid; fatty acid elongation, saturated fatty acid; very long-chain fatty acid biosynthetic process.
UCUCGAUUGAAGGCCAUAAAUUCACACCUUCCAUCUCUACCACUCCCUGAGUAUCAUAAAAGCAACCAUUUUAGGCAGCAUGGUGAUCCACACCACACCAUGAUGACUCACAUUUCCUCCACCCUCCACUACUGGUUAGUCCACCACCCAACCAUCCUCCAUUUCUCAUGGACCCAAGGCCAAACCCUUGGCUCCUCUCCGCUCUUCCUCACCCUCGCCGUCGUCUCCUACCUCUUCUUCACUCUCCUCCUCUACCACCUCCCACUCCCACCCAUCAACCCAACCCUCCUCAAGCCAAUCUCAGCCGUCCAUAACGUCAUCCUCCUCAUCUUCUCCCUCACCAUGUCUCUUGGCUGCACCCUCUCCACCCUCUCCCAUGCGCCCGACCUCCACUGGAUCAUCUGCCUCCCCCCGAAAACCCCGCCCACUGGACCCCUCUUCUUCUGGGCCUACGUGUUCUACCUCUCCAAGAUUGUGGAGUUCCUUGACACCCUCUUGAUCAUCGCUGGAAAGUCAACGCGGAGACGACUCACGUUCCUCCACGUGUACCACCAUGCAGCGGUGGUGAUCAUGUGCUACAUAUGGCUGCAGACGUCGCAGUCCUUGUUCCCGGCGGUGCUCGUUACCAACGCGUCGGUGCAUGUGCUAAUGUACGCCUACUACUUAUCGUGCGCACUUGGGGUGCGUCCCAGGUGGAAGAGGCUGGUGACGGAGUGCCAGAUAUUGCAGUUUAUGUUUAGCUUUGUGGCGUUGGGGAUGAUGCUGCACUACCACUUCACCGGCGGUGGGUGCUCCGGCGUCUGGGGUUGGUGCUUCAACGUGGCCUUCUACUCUUCUCUUCUGGCUCUGUUCCUUGACUUCCACGCCAAGAAUUAUGUCAAGAAUGAAUAUAAACUGACAUAAUGAUGAUGAUGAUGAUGAUGAUGAUUCUUUCGUAUGCCAUGGACAGUCAGGAUUGAUUAAUUAAUUUAUGUAAUGUUGCAUUACUGCUUUCUAUUUAUUUUGUUACUAUCAGCAUUUAAG